This is a messenger RNA of Cornus florida, 5122 nucleotides long. RefSeq names its product ABC transporter C family member 3-like. The transcript has 10 exons. Gene Ontology annotation, molecular function: ATP binding; ATP hydrolysis activity; ABC-type transporter activity. The record is from RefSeq and is a predicted model, not a curated record. NCBI's taxonomy places the organism in Eukaryota, Viridiplantae, Streptophyta, Magnoliopsida, Cornales, Cornaceae. Bases 283 to 4803 code for a protein of 1506 amino acids. Gene Ontology annotation, biological process: transmembrane transport. Gene Ontology annotation, cellular component: plant-type vacuole; vacuolar membrane.
GUAUGUGCCCCAUCAUUUCUGAGAAACAAGAAACUUUCGUCCACUUGUCUUCCCAUUUCUUGGCUCCCUCCGUCGGCUUAAUCUUGCGCACCACGUUAUACUGUGCUCAAGCUUCAAACUUUGACUCUCUCUCUACUUUCACCUACACUCUCCAAGCCACAAAAUCGCAUAUACACAUCUAUAUAUAAACAAUCAGUAUAAGAUAUAAUAUCACACUACUCUCUAACUUCAAAACCCUCUCCAAGAAUUCUGACAUACCCAUCUCCCCUCACUCACAAAAAGAUGGAAUUUAUUGAAGCAUCAAAGCAGGGUAUGUCAGUUUUCUUCUCUCACUAUGAUUCAUCAGUGUACAAAGCAUCUGAUUUUCUCUUCAAACCCAUCUUCGUACGUGAGUUUUCUGGUUCUUUACAUCUAAUUUUGUUGAUCGUUCUGUCUAUUUCUUGGGUUUGCAAGAGUUUCAGGAUCGGUCGAAAUGAGGCCCCAAAACGAAGUAUUGGUAAAACUAGGUUUCUGUAUUACAAGCAUACUCUGUUUUCUUGUUUGGGUUUGUGUCUUUUCAACCUUGUUCUGUCUUUACUGACCUGCUUUUAUUGGUAUAAAAAUGUUUGGUCUGAGGAAAAGAUUGUAACCAUUCUUGAUUUUGCACUCAGAACUCUUGCUUGGUUAGCAGUCUCUGUUUACUUGCACACCCAAUUCUUGAAAUCAGGUGAACCCAAGUUCCCAUUUCUAUUAAGACUUUGGUGGGGUUCUUAUUUUUCAAUUUCUUGUAUUUGCCUUGUUAUAGACUACGUUAAUUACAAAAAUCAAAACUCUUUACCACUUCAAUUCGUGGUGUCGGAUGUUGUUUCUGUCCUUUCGGGAUUAUUCUUCUGUUUUGUGGGGGUUUUUGGUAAGAAAGAGGGUGAAGACACCCUUCUUCAAGAACCCCUUUUGAAUGGUGGUACCAAUUUGAGUAAUGGUACAGCGUCUAACAAGUCCAAAGGGGAUCAAACUGUAACCCCUUAUUUGAAUGCUAGUUUUUUUAGUAUCCUUACUUUCUCCUGGAUUGGUCCUUUGAUUGCCAUUGGUAAGAAGAAAACAUUAGACCUUGAGGAUGUGCCUCAGCUUGCUGGUGUUGAUACUGUCAGAGAGGCCUUUCCAAUUUUUAGAAAUAAGCUAGAAUCUAGUGGUAGUACUACUGGAGUCACCACGCUUAAGCUGGCCAAGGCAUUGAUUUGCACAGUGUGGAGGGAGAUUCUAUUAACAGCGUUCUUUGUGCUGUUAUACACAUUGGCUUCCUAUGUCGGACCAUACCUCAUCGACACCUUUGUUCAAUACCUUAAUGGAAGUCAAGUGUUCAAAAAUGAAGGCUACUAUUUGGUUUCUGCAUUCUUCGUGGCAAAGCUUGUCGAGUGCUUGGCGAUGAGGCAUUGGUUCUUUAGGUUGCAGCAGGUUGGAAUUAGGGCCAGGGCAGCACUUGUUGCCAUGAUCUACAAUAAGGGUUUGACCCUGUCUUGCCAAUCGAAGCAGGGCCACGCCAGUGGGGAGAUCAUCAAUUUCAUGACGGUUGAUGCUGAGAGGAUUGGUGACUUUAGUUGGUACAUGCACGAUCCGUGGAUGGUGAUCUUGCAAGUUUCUCUGGCAUUGGGGAUCUUGUAUAAAAAUCUUGGGCUUGCUUCAAUUGCUGCAUUUGUGGCUACUGUACUUGUGAUGUUGGCGAAUAUUCCACUAGGAAGGAUGCAGAAGAAUUUCCAGACUAAGUUGAUGGCAUCUAAAGAUAAAAGGAUGAAGUCAACCUCUGAAAUCUUGAGGAACAUGAGAAUUCUCAAGCUUCAGGGGUGGGAGAUGAAGUUCUUGUCUAAAAUUAUCGAGCACCGGAAUAUUGAGACUGGAUGGUUGAGAAAAUAUUUAUAUACUUUAGCAAUGACCACUUUUGUCUUCUGGGUUGCCCCUACAUUUGUGUCCGUGGUCACUUUUGGUGCUUGUAUGCUUAUGGGGAUCCCACUUGAAUCAGGGAAGAUACUAUCUGCACUUGCGACAUUUAGAAUACUUCAAGAGUCUAUAUAUAAUCUUCCUGACACAAUCUCCAUGAUAGCUCAGGUAAAAGUUUCCCUCGACCGAAUUGCAUCAUUCCUUCGUCUGGAGGACCUGCAACCUGAUGUUAUAGAAAAGCUUCCGAGAGGUAGUUCUGACACAGCAUUUGAAAUUGUUGACGGGAAUUUCUCUUGGGAUGUAUCUUCCCCGAAUCCAACACUGAAAGAUAUAAAUUUAAGUGUGUCUCAUGGCAUGAUAGUUGCUGUUUGUGGUACUGUUGGGUCUGGCAAGUCGAGCUUACUCUCAUGUAUUCUUGGAGAAAUGCCCAAAGUAUCUGGGAGUGUGAAGCUCAGUGGGACAAAGGCCUAUGUUGCUCAGUCACCCUGGAUACAGAGUGGAAAGAUAGAAGAUAAUAUACUGUUUGGUAAGGAGAUGGAUAGGGAAAAGUAUGAGCAGGUUCUUGAUGCAUGUUGCUUAAAGAAGGACCUGGAAAUUUUGUCCUUUGGUGAUCAGACAGUUAUAGGUGAGAGGGGAAUAAAUUUGAGUGGCGGGCAGAAGCAGAGAAUACAGAUCGCCCGUGCUUUGUACCAAGAUGCUGAUAUUUAUCUAUUUGAUGAUCCGUUUAGUGCUGUGGAUGCUCAUACAGGGACUCAUCUUUUUAAGGAAUGUUUACUUCGAUUUAUGGGGUCAAAAACAGUUAUUUACGUUACUCAUCAAGUAGAGUUCUUACCUGCUGCAGAUCUCAUUCUGGUUAUGAAAGAUGGGAAAAUUACACAAGCUGGAAAAUACAAAGAAAUUCUCAAUUCAGGAAGCAACUUUAUGGAACUUGUUGGUGCACAUGAGAAAGCUUUAUUGGCGCUCGAUUCCAUAGAGGAAGGGUCAGUCUCUGAAAAUUCAACUAUCAGCAAGGAUGGUAUGGAGAGUGGUGAGAAGGUUGUUAAGAAAGAGGAUACUGUUAAUGGUCAUAUUGAUAAAGGAGAUGAUAAUUUGGGGCCAAAAGGACAGCUUGUUCAAGAAGAAGAAAGAGAGAAAGGUAGAGUUGGCCUUUUUGUAUACUGGAAAUAUAUCACAACAGCCUAUGGAGGAGUUCUUGUGCCCUUCAUAUUGUUGUCACAAGUUCUCUUUCAGCUACUUCAAAUUGGGAGCAAUUAUUGGAUGGCUUGGGCAACCCCUGUGUCAAAGGAUGUGGCAGCUCCAGUUAGUGGUUCUACUCUCAUAAUUGUCUAUGUUUCACUGGCUAUUGGAAGUUCUUUCUGUAUCCUUAUGAGAGCUGUGCUUCUAGUUACGGCUGGGUAUAAGACAGCGACUCUACUAUUCAAUAGAAUGCAUUUGUGCAUUUUCCGUGCCCCCAUGUCUUUCUUUGAUUCCACCCCUAGUGGCCGAAUCCUGAAUAGAGCAUCCACCGACCAAAGCACAGUGGACUUGAACAUUCCAUUUCAAGUUGGCGCCUUUGCUUUCACAAUGAUACAACUCCUGGGAAUUAUUGCAGUAAUGUCGCAGGUUGCAUGGCAGGUCUUCAUUGUUUUCAUUCCUGUGCUUGCAGUCUGUGUCUGGCUACAGCAAUAUUACCUUCCUUCAGCACGAGAAUUGGCACGGUUAAUUGGAGUAAGCAAAGCUCCAGUUAUACAACAUUUUGCUGAAACAUUGUCAGGAUCAACUACCAUUAGGAGCUUUGACCAGGAAUCGAGAUUCCGGGACACGAGUAUGAAAUUGAUAGAUGGGAAUUCUAGGCCCAAGUUUCAUAGUGCUGGUACAAUGGAGUGGCUAUGCUUCCGUUUGGAUAUGUUGUCUUGUAUUGUAUUCGUAUUCUCUUUGGUUUUCUUGAUCUCCAUUCCAGAGGGAACAAUUGAUCCGAGCGUUGCGGGAUUGGCAGUGACAUACGGACUUAAUCUGAACAUGUUACAAGCUUGGGUCAUAUGGAACAUGUGCAAUAUGGAGAAUAAAAUUAUAUCAGUUGAAAGGAUACUUCAAUACACUUCUAUCCCAAGUGAGCCGCCUCUCGUGAUAGAAGCAAAUGGGCCAGAUCAUAGUUGGCCAUCACAUGGAGCAGUUGAUAUUCAUGAUCUGCAGGUCCGAUAUGCUCCUCAUCUGCCACUUGUAUUACGAGGCCUGACAUGCACUUUACCUGGAGGAAUGAAGACUGGAAUAGUGGGCAGAACAGGCAGUGGUAAAUCAACUCUCAUACAGACAUUCUUCCGCAUUGUUGAACCAACAGCUGGGCAAAUUUUGAUAGACAGUGUCAACAUUUCCUCAAUUGGACUGCAUGAUUUACGAUCUAGAUUGAGCAUCAUUCCUCAGGAUCCUACCAUGUUUGAGGGGACAGUACGAAGCAAUUUGGAUCCACUUGAAGAGUACGCAGAUGAACAAAUUUGGGAGGCUCUUGACAAGUGCCAACUUGGAGAUGAAGUUAGAAAGAAGGAAGGCAAGCUUGAUUCAGCAGUUAGCGAGAAUGGAGAGAACUGGAGUAUGGGUCAAAGGCAGCUGGUCUGUCUAGGUCGUGUGCUACUCAAGAAAAGCAAGGUCCUGGUGCUUGAUGAAGCUACUGCAUCAGUUGAUACUGCAACUGAUAAUCUGAUUCAGGAGACCCUUAGGCAACACUUCACUGAUUCCACCGUCAUAACCAUUGCACAUCGAAUAACAUCUGUACUUGAUAGUGACAUGGUCCUACUUUUAAAUAAUGGAGUUAUUGAGGAGUACGAUUCUCCAACAAAGCUGCUGGAUAACAAGUCAUCUUCAUUUGCAAAGCUCGUAGCAGAGUACAGUGCAAGGUCAAAUUCUAAUUUUGAAUAAUUCAUGUAUUUGCACGACGAUGAUGACGAAAUUAGGCAGUGGUUACUAUCUCAAUUUUACUCUUAUGGACAGAAUAGUUUCUUUUAUUUGGGUUGUUCAAGUAUUUUAAAGAUUAGAGAGACAUGGAAUACCAAAAUCAUAGGUGUAGUUAGUUCCAUGUAAAAUGUUGUUGUAGUGCAGUACGAUAUUAGAAUCUAGUAAAAUAUUAUUCUGGUAGUGUAAUAAAUUCGUGUAUGUUUUGUUUACAACAAAACCAACUGUAUGUGGACUAUUUUUUAUCUAGCAAUACAUUUGUACAACAUAUUUUCUUAAGCAUUUA